AUGCGAUUUUUAAUCUAUAUUCUGCAUAGGCAUCUUGCGCUUGAUGGUAUCAUCAUUUGCCUACAGUAUUCAUUCUGGUGAGAAGAAUUAAAAGAUCGUGAAAUAUAUAAUGUCUCUUAAAUUUGCUAGUUUACAAGGGCUCCGUGGUAUUUCAAUAUGUUUAGUUCUUAUUUUCCAUUUAUUCCCAAAAGAAUUUCCAAGAGGUUUUGUUGGAGUUGAUAUGUAAGUUUUUUUCAGAACUCUGAUUACUGAUUAAUAUUUCAAAACAUUUUAGGUUUUUUGUUUUAUCCGGGUUUUUGAUGACAAAAAUUUUAUCGUCCGAUAAAAGUUCAACUUUUGAAUUUUAUUUGAAACGUGUAAAAAGGAUAGUGCCAAUUUAUUAUGUUACCUUAAUUUUUCUAAUAAUCUCUGCAGUCAUUUUUCUACUCAAAGAUGAACGAACAGAACUGAUAUAUAAUACAAUAUGGGCUAUACCAAUGUUAUUGAACUUCCAAUCAAUAUUUGAACACACAAGUUAUUGGGAUCAGGUUAGUUUUUUUAUCACUCAUUGUCAAAAAUAAAUAAAGUAAAUUAAUUAUUUAGAUAUCCUCAAUUCGAUAUCUCACUCAUUUCUGGUCCAUUUGUGUUGAAUUUCAAUAUUAUUUGAUAGCUCCAUUGAUUCAUUUUGGAGCGAAUCAUAUGAAAACAUCCCAAGAAAAACGAUGUUACUAUCUGAUUCUGAUAAUUCUAUCAUUAGUUUUUCAACUCACAGCAAUACAAGAAUUACGAUAUGAUUGUAUUUUGUCAAGAAUUUGGCAAUUUCUAAUUGGUUCACUUGCUUAUGAUCUGUCAAAAGAUUAUGGCUCUCAGAAAAACAAUGAAAAUCAUUUGAAAACAAAACUAGUGUCAAUUGCAAUGUUGAAUCUAUCAAUUUUAAUUUUUUAUAACCCUGAGUUGUUUGGGGAAGAUCUCGUAAGGUGAGUGAUCUCCGAAGACGAUUUCUUCUGAUCUGCAGGAUUUUUUCAGAUUUAUUUUCACGAUUUUUGCAUUUUAUAUCUGUCUUAACUGUGAGAGUUUUAACAAUAAUCCAAUUUUGACUUCAAAUCCUCUUAUCCAUCUCGGAAAUUUAUCAUUUUCAAUCUAUUUGGUUCACUGGCCAAUUAUCAAUUUGUUGAAAUAUAUACAAUUUAAGGAUUUUGAUGAGACAAAUUUGAGUUAUUUAGAAUUUAUGACUUGUUUGACGUUGAUCUAUUUGGUUUCAACUAUUUUCUAUCAUUGUUUUGAGGUGAAAUUUAUUCGCAUGGAUAUUCAGGAAACUAAAAAGACAAUUGGUGUUCUGAUAAUCACGCUGAUUACACUUCUUCCGGUGUUAGCAUUCAAACAAAGCCUUAUUGUUCACACUCUUCCAAGCGACAUUCAAAAACAGAUUUAUUUGAAUUUCGACAGAGAACAUCAAUUCAAGCAACUCGAAGUUAAAAACUGCGAUUUUUCAAAUGAUCAGAUUUAUUGCGCUCAGGUAAUUGAAUUUUUCCCGAACACCCCGGCAUUAACUUUUUUUUCAGAAUUCUAGUGGAAUUGGGAAACUUCUAGUGAUCGGAAACAGUUUAUCACAUCGAGCAUUUCCAUUAAUCCAAGAAUUUUUGAAUGGCAAUUUUUCGGAAAUUCGUUUGAGAGCUAGAGAUGGAUCUGCACCAUUAUAUGAUUUAUAUCCACCAUUCACAGAAUCUUGUAUUCAAGAAGCUUAUGAUUUUAAACCUGACAUGAUUUGGGUUGUUCAAGGAGCAAAGUGAGUUAGAAAAUACUUUUAUCAGAUUUUUGUAAAAUAUUUUCCAGUGAGGUUACAUUUCCACGUGAACCAUAUAAGAGUAAACUGAAUAAAGAAUAUUUGGAUAGAACUUCUCAAAAAAUUCUCAAUUUACUGCAACUCGCAAAUCCAAAAGUUGUGGCGAUAGAUCUACCAUUUUUCAUCAAAGACCAUCGGCAUUUGACAUUUUUCGGAAGAAGUAAAUUAUAUCGACGUGAAAGUGAAGAAAAGUUCGAGCGAGUUCCGAUUAAUGUUGGUUUUAUUUUCAAAGACAAGUUGAUUUUCAAUUUCAAAAAUUUUUUUCAGGAAGUUAUGACUCAAAUAACUCCAACAAUUGAGCGUCUUCGAAAUCUUAAAUGCAAAAAUUGUAUUUUCAACGAUAUUCAAGGAAACCUUUUGCAAAACAAUACGAAAUAUUUUGAAUUUUUCGAUCGAGAAAACAUGGUAGCAUUGAGUUAUGAUGGAGCACAUUUGUCAAAUUUGGCAUAUCGAAAAUAUUUGCGAAACGAGUAUAUGAAAACUAUUGAAUACUUUUAUCAAAGUAUUUGA
Molecule: messenger RNA, 2332 nt
Organism: Caenorhabditis angaria
Lineage: Eukaryota; Metazoa; Nematoda; Chromadorea; Rhabditida; Rhabditidae
Source: the annotation of a GenBank genome assembly